AUGUCCAACAAAUGCGGCUCCUGCGAUAAGCCUGUCUACGCGGCGGAGGAGCGUCGUUUUGGGGACGUUGCCUACCACAAGCAGUGCUUCAAGUGCUCUCUGUGCAACAAGCCCGUAGACAGCACUACAGGAGCGCAGCACCAGCGAACCCUCUACUGCAAGACUUGCCACGGUCGCGAGUUUGGUCCCAAGGGCUACGGCUUCGGUCAAGGCGCCGGUGUCCUCAACACCGAGAAAGCCACUGGACCUGGCACUGAGGGUGGCGCUGCUAGCGGGCCCAAGUCCGGUCAGCCGAGAGCGGUGAGUCCCAAAUCGGGUGGCUGUCCCCGUUGUGGCCAACGCGUCUAUGACGCUGAAAAAGCCAUAGGAUGCCCUGGUGAUCUGAAAUUCCACAAGCGCUGCUUCCGUUGCCAGACCUGCGGCAAGUCUCUGGACUCGACUAAUCUCGCUACGAAGGACCUCGAGAUUUACUGUAAAACAUGCUAUGGGAAGAAUUUUGGACCCAAGGGAUUCGGCUUCGGUCAAGGCGCUGGCACCCUCAACAUGGGCUAA
Echinococcus granulosus is the source of this 552-nucleotide messenger RNA. Its product is annotated as Cysteine and glycine-rich protein. The transcript is spliced from 5 exons. Gene Ontology annotation, cellular component: Z disc; nucleus; cytoplasm. The record is from RefSeq and is a predicted model, not a curated record. Gene Ontology annotation, molecular function: actinin binding; structural constituent of muscle. Lineage: Eukaryota; Metazoa; Platyhelminthes; Cestoda; Cyclophyllidea; Taeniidae. Gene Ontology annotation, biological process: sarcomere organization; muscle tissue development. The coding region runs from base 1 to 552 and encodes 183 amino acids.